This is a messenger RNA of Rhinichthys klamathensis goyatoka, 3181 nucleotides long. It is a transcript of the gene anpeplb, whose product is annotated as alanyl (membrane) aminopeptidase-like b. NCBI's taxonomy places the organism in Eukaryota, Metazoa, Chordata, Actinopteri, Cypriniformes, Leuciscidae. Gene Ontology annotation, cellular component: cytoplasm. Gene Ontology annotation, biological process: peptide catabolic process; proteolysis. Bases 127 to 2952 code for a protein of 941 amino acids. The transcript has 20 exons. The record is from RefSeq and is a predicted model, not a curated record. Gene Ontology annotation, molecular function: metalloaminopeptidase activity; zinc ion binding; peptide binding.
UGGUAGUGGUGCUUGGCGCCCCAAUUGAUAUAUUGUCAAGAUCUGUGAGAGGGUACAGAGUCUAAAAACGCUCAGCAAGUUCCCUUAGCUCACUUCAUUCUUGGAGGUUUCUCAGAAGGAUCAGAAAUGGCCAAAGGAACUGGCAUUUCCAAGGCCGUGGCUGUCGGCAUUGGGGUCCUCACAGUUUCUUCUGUUUGCGGUUUAGUAUUGAUGGUAGUGAUGUUCCAAAUUGAAAUAGAGAAAAAACCUCCAAUUGAACCACCUCGUCCAACUAAACCUCCGGUUAUUCCAACAGAUCUUCCAACGAAUCUCAGACUUUACGACUAUUUGAUCCCUGAGAGCUACAAAGUCGUCCUCCAACCGUACCUUUACGGAGCGAUAACUAACAACUACACAAACCAAUCCUUCUUUUUCACGGGGAACUCAACUGUAACGUUUAAGUGUAUGAAAGACUCCAAAACCAUCUUACUUCAUGUUCACAACCUAAAUGUGACGAAUGUGGAAGUGAGAAAAUCUGAUUCAAAUGAAAUAUUAGAGAGCAGAUAUACAAUUCAUUACAAUGUAAGUAAUUUUCUCGAGAUCCAACUCGAGGACAAGUUAUCUGGAAAUGGGACCUAUGAUCUUUUUACCAACUUUGAAGGGGAACUUUUUGAAGACUUGACUGGGUUGUACGUGAGCCGGUACACUGAGAAGAGUAAAGACGAAGAUGAGGAGGAUGAAGAGAGAUUCCUCGCCACCAGCCUGUUGCAACCCACAGACGCGAGGAGAGUAUUUCCGUGCUUUGAUGAGCCAGCUCUGAAGGCUGUGUUUGAGAUUAUUAUUAUCCACAGACCUGGAAUUACAGCCCUGUCCAAUAAAGACGGAGUACCAGUAACAAUAGAAAUAGAUGGAGAAGAAUGGGUUGUGACUACAUUUCCAAAGACCCCCGUCAUGUCCACUUAUCUAUUGGCUUUCACGUUAUCUGAUUUUACGUCUAAAUCAGUACCUUUUGGGUCAAACAUGCAUAUAUAUGCUCGGAGAGAGGCUAUUGCUGCUGGCCAUGCUGACUAUGCAGCUGAAAUAACACAUGAGAUUCUGAUUCACUAUGAGAAAGAAUUUGGAUUUAAAUACCCACUGGACAAACUAGAUCAGAUUGCCCUGCCAGAUUUCAGUGGCGGAGCCAUGGAAAACUGGGGUUUAAUUUCAUAUCAGGAGUCAGGUUUGCUGUAUGAUAGAGUUACGGGAUCAACCUUUGAUAAAGAACGGGUGGCCACUCAGAUUGCUCAUGAGUUGGCACAUCAGUGGUUUGGAAACCUUGUCACUAUGCGCUGGUGGAAUGACCUGUGGCUGAAUGAAGCAUUUGCGACAUAUAUGUCAUACAUUGGGGUGGAAGCUGCUAAAUGGGACUUGAAAGAUCUAAUUGUUCUCAGAGAAAUCCAGUCCGCCUUUCAAGUGGAUUCCUUGAACUCUUCUCAUCCUCUCAGCUUGUAUGAAAAUGAUAUUCAAACUUUCUCUGAGAUCAUAGAACUUUUUGAUGAUGUCACAUACAGCAAGGGUGCUGCUGUGUUGAGAAUGCUGUCCUCAUUCAUGACUGAAAUAGCAUUUAUGAGAGGAGUCAAGAUGUAUCUCAACAACUUCCAGUACAAUAACACUGUGUACAGCGAUCUUUUGGAAUGCUUGCAAAAGGAGACAAAUCUAGAUUUGGAAGGCUUCAUGAGCACAUGGAUUGAGCAAGUUGGGUACCCAGUAAUCACCAUUAUUACCCAGACGGGGGAGACUUCUCAAGAACAGUUUUUACUAAAGCCAGGCGUGGGCCAUAAUAUUCCAUGGCAGGUUCAAAUCACAUACAUUAAGUCUGAUGAUCCGGGGUUGAAAAAAGAUUUACUGAAAGUAAAUGGUCCAGUUCGAAGGCCACAUUUUCAACUCAAAGAUCAAUGGGUUCUCGCCAACAUCAACUGCACUGGCUUUUACCGUGUGAACUACGAUGAAGAAAACUGGAACAAACUUCAAAUGCAGCUUGAGAAAAAUCAUCAUAUCAUUCCACUCAUCAACCGAGGGCAACUCAUUGAUGACGCCUUUAAUCUUGCAAGGGCUCAUCGCCUCGACGUCAAUAUUCCACUAAAUCUAACUAAGUUCCUGGUGAAUGAUACUGAGUAUAUUCCAUGGGAGUCAGCACUGAAAAACCUGGACCAUUUUAUCCUUAUGUUUGAUCGCUCUGAGGUCUAUGGUGCGAUAACGAAAUACCUACGCAAGCAAAUUACAGGACUAUAUGAGCACUUUGAAGGGUACACAAAUAAUGGAACCAUUCCUGAGGAUUACACUGACCAGCAUAACCAGGUAAAUGCUAUUUCAGUGGCCUGCACCCAUGGCCUUCCUGAUUGCAUAGAAAUGGCAACAAGUCUAUUCAUGGAUUAUAAAAAUGGCACAAAUCUGAUUCAUCCGAAUUUGAGGAGAGCAAUCUAUUGCAGUGCAAUAGCUGCCGGUGAUGAGGAUGAUUGGGAAUUUGUUUGGGAAGAAUACCAAAGGACUACAGUUGCUGCCGAGAAAGACAAAUUAAGAUAUGCCCUAUCAUGUACCAAAGAAAUCUGGCUGCUGAACAGAUAUCUUGAGUACACUCUUGACCCUUCAAAGAUACGAAAUAUGGAUAUGGUCUCUACCAUAAACUACAUUGCCAAAAAUGUCGCCGGCCAGCCUCUCGCAUGGGAUUUUGUUCGUGGCAAGUGGUCUUAUAUCACCCAAGAGUAUGGAGCGGGAAUCAUAUCUUUAGGCAGUCUACUAGAUGGCGUGACAAAGAGAUUCUCCAGGGACGUUGAACUUGAAGAGCUGAAGCAGCUUCAGAGGGACCAGGAUAAGAAUGAUCAGGGGUUCGCAGCUCGAGCUUUGGAGCAGGUCAUUGAAAGGACAGAGGCCAACAUUAAGUGGGUGAAUGAAAACAAGCAGAAUGUUAAGGAUUGGUUCAAUGGACAGCUGUAGGAUAAGAGUUUUUGUAGGCAUGCACAAUCAAAAACAGAUGUAAAGGCAUUUCACAAUCAAAGCAACUCCCUCCUGUGGUUCUGAGAUGGUAUUCGCUGGAGAAUUAGUCGAGCGUUAGAAGAGAAGAACAAUGAAUGUGCAAUUUUUAAAUGGCUACAUAACACAUUCCCUAUGCUGUUUUGAGUAGUCAAAGCCAGAUCUAUGGUGUAUAUAAGAGAAAAGGCAAAAA